Daktulosphaira vitifoliae (grape phylloxera) is the source of this 1742-nucleotide messenger RNA. It is a transcript of the gene mRpL45, whose product is annotated as probable 39S ribosomal protein L45, mitochondrial. Gene Ontology annotation, cellular component: mitochondrion. The record is from RefSeq and is a predicted model, not a curated record. NCBI's taxonomy places the organism in Eukaryota, Metazoa, Arthropoda, Insecta, Hemiptera, Phylloxeridae. The transcript has 7 exons. The coding region runs from base 176 to 1180 and encodes 334 amino acids.
AUAACGAUAUAAUAACCAAAUUCUCUACUGUGUUUUAUAAUAAUUAUAAUUUAUUUAAAAAUUAACAAUUUUUUAAAUAGAUAAUUAACUUAAUCAAUACAUUUAAAUGUUAAUAACAUAUAUUCUAAAGCUUUAAGAUUAAUCCAAAGAAACUUUAAUUCAGAGUUAAGGAAUAAUGUUUAGGAAUUUGUACAUGGUCUGCAAAAGGCACAACAUUCUAUCUUAUCAAACUGGUCAUAAUAUAACUAAAAGUAUACCGAUUUUUUAUAAUGUUGGUCAAAGUCGUAAACGGAGUAACAAACAUUAUAAGCCUGAAUUUAAGAAGUUAAGAAGUCAAAAAGUUAUCAAAGUAGAAUUACCUGAUUAUGAAAAAGAUAAACUAGAUGAUGAUAAUUAUAGUCCAGAAUAUUUACGUACUAAGUUUAAAGAAAAAGGUGUGCAACCUGUACGUCAAUGGAUUGAACGUUCAACAUUUAUUAACAAUACUGGACAAAUUAUUGAACCAUAUGUUCCACCCGAAGGAGAUGGAAAAAUAUCACCUAUAAGCACAGCUGGAGCUAAACAAAAAUUGGAAUUUUUAAAAAAGAAAAAAGAAACAUGGCAAGCUUUAAGGAAAAUACGUCAAAAUGAGGAAGAGUUUGAAUUAUAUCCAGAGUUUAUUAACCUUGCUCAAGAUAUUUAUAUUAAAGCACAUAAAACUAUGGCUGAAAAAGAUAAGAAAAAAUUACUUCAGUAUGUUACAGAAAAAGCUUAUGUUGAAAUGAUUCAUAAUAUUGAUGGUAAAACAUUAAGAUGGUCAUUCAUAAAAUCCAUUGAGCCUCCACGAGUAGUUCAUGCAAGAGUUACUGAUAUAAUCACUCAAGAUAAUUUGUUUGCACAAUUAACUGUGAGAUUUCAUAGUCAACAAACAUUAUCAGUUUUUGAUCGUUUUGGGAGAUUAAUUUUUGGCAGUGAUGUUAUAGUUAAGAAUGUACUCGAGUAUGUAGUUUAUGAGAAACAUAUAGUAAAUCAGUAUGGCUUAUGGAGAAUACAUGGCAAAAUAAUUCCAGACUGGAUGCCUCCCAGAGAACCUGUUAAUAUAACAUAUCCUUUAAUACAGGAAGACACAAAUUUAAUACAAACAGCAUUGGAUAGUCAACCUGAUGAAGGAAAAUCUAAAAUUGUUUUACCAGAUGCAUAGAAAUUAAAAUAAAAAAGUAUAAUAAAAUAGAUAUCAAAAAAAAAUUCUGAUUUUAUCUUUUGUUUCAAAUUUUCAUAAUACAUACAAUAAUAAAUUAUAAAAAUAUAUUUUAAAGUGUCUAAUAAUAAAAUAUUUAUAUUAAAAAUUAAUAUAUAAAAAUCCCAUUCCAAAAUGUACUGAAUGUACAAAAAUACAUUUAUAAAAAAUCUUAAAUUAAUUAUACAAUUUAUUUUUUAGUUAAAAAAUUUAAUUAUAUAAAAUAAACUACUCAAACAAAACUGCUUGUUGGGUUGUCCAAAAAGACAGGUUUUUUUAUGCUGUUAUCUGAAUUUUUUUUAACAAAUUGGUCAUUUAAUAAAUUUUUAGGUUUUGGUGGCAAUGGAGGAGGCAGUUGAUUUACUAUUUUAGUUCGAGUUUCAUUUAUUGGAUUAGGUCGUUUAAAUUCUUCAUCAUUUUGAGAUGUAUAAAAACGAGCUGACUCUCUACAAGGUCUACUCCUAUCACUCAAUCUCAGUGAUUUACGUUGUUUCUUGUUGGUAUCUGAAUUUUCAUUAUCUUUAUC